AGUAUUUCAGCAGAGGAGAGAGCAGCAUUUUGCAGUCCGUUAUUGAGACAGUCACACGGUGGAGCAGGUUGAGACAAACGGGUGGACUAAGUUUCAACGAUAUAUUAUUCUUUAUAUACCGCUAUUCUCAUGUGGAUCUAAGUCUUAGACUUCUGUCUAUUUCCAAAGAUUUAACCUGUGACCGGUGGAUAUUUUACGGACAUUUUUCGCAGGGUGGAAAAAUGCCUCGGUCUUUCUUGGUCAAAAAGUAUUUCGCAAAUAAAAAACCCAACUAUAGUGAACUGGAGUGUCAAAAUGCCACCUCACUGGAGAGGUACCCACUAGCUGAGUUUCCAGCAGGGGACAAUAACUCAGCUGCCACUUGUAACACAACGGGACUUGUAUGGGACGUGAACUUCCUUCCAGCCCUCUACGUCCCCACAUCCCCCAUUGAUGCCUCUACCACCCCCGGUCCCCUGGACCUCAGCUCCCCAUCCAGCCUCAGCAGCAGUACCUAUAGCAGUGGGGAGGAGGACGAGGGGCGCACCUCUGACCCACCCAGCCCCGAGCCCACAGACACCUACCACCCCCCUCAGCGCCCCAAACGCACCGGCAUCAAGAGCCAUGGGGCCCUGACUGAGGAUGAGAGAGUGGCCCCAGUCACUGCAGCAAGGCCAGCCUUCUUCUGCAAGCACUGCCCUAAAGAGUACACCAGCCUGGGGGCUCUGAAGAUGCACAUCCGCUCACACACACUACCCUGUGUCUGCCCCACCUGCGGGAAAGCCUUUUCCAGGCCCUGGCUACUGCGCGGCCACAUUCGCACACACACAGGUGAGCGGCCGUUCUCCUGCCAACACUGUAACCGUGCCUUCGCCGACCGCUCCAACCUGCGUGCGCACCUGCAGACCCACGCUGAGGUGAAGAAGUACCAGUGUGGCGUGUGUUCCCGUACCUUCAGCCGCAUGUCCCUCCUCCAGAAACACAGCGCAGUCAGCUGCUCCACCUCCUCCACAGCGUGAGCAGGAAUGGGCCAUGGAGUUAUCCCCACAGAGACCUCAGGGCGGUGGGGGAGUCUACAGACUCAUAUCACCAGCAAGACCAGAGGAGCCUGAACCAAUCUGCCAACAGAGACCAUGAACUCACCGUUAACUAGUAGUAAGUUGACCCUGACUCGUAUCUCUUUGGAUGGAACUUCCAAAACCAUCUCAGUUUCAAUCACAUUUAAAGUAGAAGAGGAACACAUUUUUCAAACUCCUCCCAUUGCAAGCCAAGUCUGGUAGAUGUUUUGGACUGUAAGCAACUCUACUCCUGCCAUUCUCCCAGUCCCAACUUAGUUUUUUCCUCAUACAGUAGUGGACUCAUGGGGGUUAGUGGUGCCAGUGUUUUUGUCUAUCCCAGCCUCUGUGCCGGCCAGGCAAGCUCAGGAUCAUCGUGGCCUAAGAGAGGUAGGGGUGCGUGUGUGGGAUACAUCUCUCAGCAGGACACACACACGCACACACACACACAGCUGUCCCUGGUAGAGUGGUGUAGAUAGACAAGGUGCUAACAGGUGCUCUGGCCCUGACCUUCACUGGGCUGAUAACAGGUGACUUCCACCUCCCCCAGAAAGAGGAAGUAUGUCAUCAUCACAAAGAGGAUGGAGUCCGUUGGUCCCUUUGUAUGCAUGUCUCCAGUGGGUGCGUCUUAAGCCUUUACUUUGACCACACAUAGCCCCAAUGUAAUCUGAAGUGUUUCAAAGACAGGAUAAAGCCAUUUGUUUAUGUCCUUAUUCCUCAUGAAAGCUCUCAGCUUUCAAUGUCAUUUUAAUUCCUGAAUGAAAAUCUGAAUGAAAAUCUAAGCCAUGCACUCCAGGUUACCACAGUGUUAAUUAUUGCUAUUGUUCUCUACAAUGAUAAAGAUAACUCGUUUUAUGAAAUGUAUUAUUUUUAAACCAAAGAUGUGCCUUUUUACCUCAGCUGGUAGUUGUUGUGUUUUUUGUUUUUUUUAAAUCUUGACAGUCAGAACUGGGGGGAAGGAGGGGGACCAAAUAACAUGUCUGAAAUGUUUACAUCAUAGAGGCACGGUUUCACAGCCCUGGCUGUACAGAAAUGAAUUUGACAUUUCCUAAACCUUUUAUGGUGGUGUUUUACAGUGCAAUGUCCAGAUUGUAUGUAGUCUUAUUUUUAUUGUGUUUGUCUUUCACUUCUAUUUCAAAUAUUUCAUAGCCGAUGGAUUUGCAUUCAAUAAAAUAAUUUAUGUUUA
Coregonus clupeaformis (lake whitefish) is the source of this 2220-nucleotide messenger RNA. RefSeq names its product protein snail homolog Sna. Gene Ontology annotation, molecular function: RNA polymerase II cis-regulatory region sequence-specific DNA binding; DNA-binding transcription factor activity, RNA polymerase II-specific. The transcript has 3 exons. Bases 222 to 998 code for a protein of 258 amino acids. Lineage: Eukaryota; Metazoa; Chordata; Actinopteri; Salmoniformes; Salmonidae. The record is from RefSeq and is a predicted model, not a curated record. Gene Ontology annotation, biological process: regulation of DNA-templated transcription.